UUUGUUCUUCAGCCCAACUGUUAAAAACUUAUUGGCGUCUUUCUUAGCCAAUAGGAACACGGCACUAUGAGCACUCACAUGUCACCCAGCCAAUAGGCGCGCAGUGGGCGGGGCUUCGUUCCCGGCUAACGUAAGCGUUGUUUGUAGGAAGAAGAAGCCGAUUCUGGAAGCCAUUACGCUGCGCUCAUAAAGUGAGCAAAUCGUACUAUUUUUGCGUACAUUACGCACGCUUACCUCCGUCAGGAGCUUCUCCCGCAGGUAUGGCUUCGGCCGCCAAGAAGAGGAAGAUGAAUUUCUCGGAGCGGGAGGUGGAGAUCAUCGUGGAGGAAAUAGAGAAGCAGAAGCAGACUCUGGUGAGCCACUUCAACGCGGGAGUCACACACAUGGCCAAGAACAACGCCUGGAUGGACAUCCUGAAGAAGGUGAACGCCGUCACCACCUGCCCGCGCGAGCUGCCCGAGGUCAAGAAGAAGUGGUCCGACAUGAAGACCGAGGUCCGCCGGAAGGUGGCCCAGGCCCGGGCCGCCAUCGAGGGCACGGCCGCGGACUGCGCUCCGGUCCCGGUCAUCCUGACCGCCAUGCAGCAGCGGAUCUGCAACCUGCUGGGGGAGGCCACCAUCAUCAGCUUACCGGCCGGGGACCCGGAGGCGGAGAUCAGCCUGCCGGUGGCGGUGAGCGCCGCGACCACCGUCACCCUGACGGAAGCUCUUCCAGGACCAGCAGGGGGCGUCUGUGAGGAGCCCAAACCGCUGACCGCUGAAACCACGUACCACGCCCUGGAGGACGGCGGCGUGGUGGAGUACUGCACCGCCGCCGCCGUAGGAGACUCCGCUCCCGCCGUGAUGGCCACCGUGGAAACGCCGGUGGAGAUGCUGGCGCCGUCGCUCGCCUCGCCGGCGCCGCCGCAGGCCAAGCCGCAGGAGCUGAAGAGCCGCAUCGCCCUGAACUCAGCGCGCCUGCUGCAGGAGCAGCGCGUCACCAACGUCCACAUCCGCCAGAUCGCACAGCACCUGGAGGGGCAGAACGAGCUGCUGCAGGUGAUGCGGCGCUGCCAGGAGGCGCAGGCGCUGGCGCAGGAGCGGCAGGCGCAGGCGCUGGAGGGGACGCAGGCCGCGCUGCUGGCGCUGGUCCAGAUGCUGCGCCCGGCGCUCAAAGACCUCAGGAAGUUCCUGCAGAGCGGGGCGGAGCCGGCGCCCGCGGCGACGGGGACGCCGCCUGUCGGUACCGCCGCCGCAGAGGAAGAACAGAGCAGGUGUAAGAGUCCUGCUGCAGCGCCGCAGCGACCCGACCCGCUGGAGGAGACUCACUGACCCAAAACCGGUUCUGACCCGCUGGAGGAGACUCACUGACCCGGUUCUGACCCGGUUCUGACGCUCAGCCUGGUUUUACAGGCUACAGACAGGAAGCUGCAGUGCUGCAGUUGGACCACUGGGGGGCGCUGUGUCCCUACAAACUCCAUGUUUUUUUUAUGAAUGCAGUUCUGUUUUUAAUAAAUAAAAUCUGACUUCUGGGUUUUAAAGCUAAAACUGAACAAAGUGUGUGAAGGAAAUGACAUCAUCAGUGUGAGCGUCGCUAUGGAAACAGGUUUCUCAGUUUCUGCUCUGGAGCAUCCAGCUGGUUGUUAGUUGUUCACUUUCUGCUUCAUUAAAGUUUAAUUUAAAUUUU
Messenger RNA from Poecilia latipinna (sailfin molly), 1665 nucleotides. RefSeq names its product nuclear apoptosis inducing factor 1 (gene naif1). NCBI's taxonomy places the organism in Eukaryota, Metazoa, Chordata, Actinopteri, Cyprinodontiformes, Poeciliidae. Gene Ontology annotation, cellular component: nucleus. Bases 261 to 1310 code for a protein of 349 amino acids. The record is from RefSeq and is a predicted model, not a curated record. The transcript is spliced from 4 exons.